AUGGGCUCCGAGAAGCUCUCCGAGAAGCAUGCGCUUCCUUUCAAGACGAAGAACAAACUCAAGCGAAAUGAUUACAACCUCAAGCAGAAGAAGGUCCGCGAGGCCACCAAGAGAGAUGAGAGGAUGCGCAGGAAAAGGGAAGAAGCCAAGAAUCCCCGCCUGAAGGAGGAGCGAUUGGCGCGCAACGUUCCCGUAACCAUCGACAAAAAGCGUACCUGGGAUAUUGUCGACAGCGACGACGACAAUAUCCUGAAUGCGGCGGUCGAUGUCGAGCGGUUAAAGAGGCAGAGGCUCGCGGCGGAGGAGGCUGCUGAGCAGGCGGAGGAGGAGGAGGAGGAGAGCGAGGCGGAGGGCGAAGACAGUGACGAGGACGAUCGCGACAGCAUGCUUGACGAGUCUGAGAGCGACGAGGAGGAGGAUGAGGAGGAGGAAGAGAAGGUGUCGAAAAAGAAGAAACGGGCAGAAUCUCCUCCACGGACGCAACGUGCGUCGAGCCCUUCGGGGUCCACGGCAACCACGAACCUCCACCUGACUCCCGAGAGUCUAGCAGCCAAAUUCCCGGCCCUUUUCGAGCCUCAAACGAAAGAACCUAAAAUCCUGGUCACAACCGGAAUCAACAGCACCUUGCACAAAGAGGCAGAGCUCUUCACGAAGCUCCUCCCCAACAGCAAUUACGUUCGCCGCUCUGCACACCGCUACGGACACAAGUACUCAGUGAGGGAAAUCUCCAAAUUUGCGGCCAAUCGCGAUUACACUACCGUGGUGAUCUUGAUGGAGGAUCAGAAGAAGCCGUCUGGUCUGGACAUUGUGCAUUUGCCUAAUGGACCCAUGUUCCAUUUCAGCAUCAGCAACUGGGUAGAAGGCGCCAAACUCCCUGGGCAUGGCAACCCUACCGAGCAUUACCCCGAACUUAUCCUCAACAACUUCCGCACUCCUCUCGGUCUGCUGACCGCACAUCUUUUCCGCACCAUGUUCCCGCCUCAGCCCGAGCUGGAAGGCCGGCAGGUCGUCACACUCCACAACCAGCGUGAUUACAUAUUCGUACGCCGACACCGUUACAUCUUCCGUGACAAGCGCGCAAGCGAGAAGAGCGUGGUUGGUACAGAUGGCAAGCCGAUAAAGGGUGUGGAAGAUAUACGAGCAGGUCUCCAGGAGCUGGGUCCUCGAUUCACGCUGAAGCUGAGGAGAAUAGAUAAGGGAAUCCAGAAAGCAAGCGGCCAGGAGUGGCAAUGGAAGGCUGGAAGCGAGAAGGUCCGGACACGGUUCGCGUUGUAA
Messenger RNA from Lasiodiplodia theobromae, 1275 nucleotides. RefSeq names its product RNA processing factor 1. The record is from RefSeq and is a predicted model, not a curated record. Gene Ontology annotation, molecular function: rRNA primary transcript binding. Gene Ontology annotation, biological process: maturation of LSU-rRNA; maturation of 5.8S rRNA. Bases 1 to 1275 code for a protein of 424 amino acids. The transcript has 2 exons. Lineage: Eukaryota; Fungi; Ascomycota; Dothideomycetes; Botryosphaeriales; Botryosphaeriaceae. Gene Ontology annotation, cellular component: preribosome, large subunit precursor; nucleolus.